UGACCAAGUCCACCAAGGCAAAGGCCAACACACACAUUCAACACUCUUCUAAGGUUUCUUCAUCUUCCUUAUAGAGUUCAUCAUUCUCUAGGGUUUCCUUACCACUCUCCCAAGUGUUCAUAUCUUAGCAGUCCCUAUCAUGGAUCGGGUGAGGGAGUUGGCAUCGAAGAAGGCGGCAGUGAUUUUCACUAAGAGCUCGUGCUGCAUGUGCCACAGCAUCAAGAGCCUCUUCUAUGAGCUCGGCGCAAGCCCCGCGAUCCACGAGCUUGAUCAUGAAGCAAGUGGGAGGGAAAUGGAGUGGGCGCUACGAAAUCUCGGGUGUACUCCAUCGGUCCCCGCCGUCUUCAUAGGCGGCCGGUUUAUUGGCUCAGCUAAAGACGUCAUAUCUUACCAUGUUGACGGGUCUUUGAAGCAAAUGCUGAUAGAUGCAAAGGCCAUAUGGUUCUAGCGAGACAGACUUUGUAAAUUAAAUAAGCUCCAUAUAUGGAAUCUAUUUGUCAUGAACCAUAUAUGAGAAGCUUCAUCCCAAACAGAAAUGAAAUCUUGUAUCGAAAGCUAGCUCUUUUAUCCGUGAA
This is a messenger RNA of Eucalyptus grandis, 575 nucleotides long. Its product is annotated as glutaredoxin-C11. The transcript has a single exon. The record is from RefSeq and is a predicted model, not a curated record. NCBI's taxonomy places the organism in Eukaryota, Viridiplantae, Streptophyta, Magnoliopsida, Myrtales, Myrtaceae. Bases 140 to 448 code for a protein of 102 amino acids.